UGGCGAUGAAGAAGCUCUUUCUCUCUCUAUCCAGCUUUCUCCUCCUCUCCACCACCUUCACCUUCGCCACUCAACAUCAACAGGGCUCAUGGCAGCAGCAGGGCCAGUGCCACAUCACCCGAAUCAACGCUCAGGAUCCUUCCUACCGCCUCCGCGCCGAAGGCGGUGUUUCUGAGUUCUGGAACCACAACUCCGACGAGUUCCAAUGCGCCGGCGUUGCUUUCCACCGCCACACCCUCCGUUCUAAAGCCCUCAUGCUCCCCGCCUAUCACAACGCCCCUCUUCUCGCCUACAUUCUCAAAGGUGAGGGAAUAUUUGGGGUGAUGAUUUCGGGUUGCCCCGAAACAUUCGAAUCAUCCCAACAAACCCAACGACAAUCCGAGGAGGAGGGUUCUGGCAGAAGACAGAGGUUCUUGGACCGCCACCAGAAAAUUGGACAAUUCCGACAGGGUGAUAUUCUUGCCAUACCCGCCGGCGCUGCUCACUGGGCUUACAACACCGGCGACCAAGAAUUCGUCGUCGUCGUUUUGCAAGACACCACCAACAACGCCAACCAACUCGACCAAAACCCCAGGUCUUUCUUCCUGGCCGGAAACCCUGGAAACCCGGGACAAGAGCAGGAGCAGAGCCACGGCAGCAGGCGCGGCGGCGGAGAACAACGUCAGCACGAGUUGGGGAAUGUUUUCAGGGGAUUCGAUGUUCAGACACUGGCCGAGGUUUUCGGAGUUGACGAGGAGACGGCGAGGAAGCUCCAGGGCGAGAACGACGAGAGAGGGCACUUGAUCAUUGUCGAGAGGGGUCUUCAGGUGAUCACUCCACCUCUCGCCGGAGAGGAGUACGGCCGCAGAGAGGAAGGCUACGGCGGCCGCGAUAACGGCGUGGAGGAGACCAUUUGCUCCGCCAAGAUAAGAGAGAACAUCAACAACCCAUCACGCGCCGACAUAUACAACCCUAAAGCCGGCCGCUUGACCACCGUCAACAGCCUCACCCUCCCCAUCCUCGGCUUCUUCCAGCUCAGCGCCGCCCGUGGUGUCCUUUACAGGAAUGCGAUAAUGGCGCCGCAUUGGUACGUGAACGCGCACAGCAUAGUGUACGUGACACGCGGCGAGGGUAGGAUGCAGAUAGUGAACCACAGAGGAGAGGCGGUGUUCGACGGGCAGGUGGGAGAGGGUAAGGUGGUGGUGGUGCCGCAGAAUUUUGCGGUGGUGAAGCGAGCCGGAGAUGAGGGAUUCGAGUGGGUGGAGUUCAACACGAACGACAACGCCAUGAUCAACACCUUGAGCGGCCGCACCUCCGCCAUGAGGGGACUACCGGCGGACGUGGUGGCGAGUGCUUACCAGAUAUCGAGGGAGGAGGCGGAGAGGCUCAAGUUUUCGAGGAGGGAGACGCUGUUCUUCAGCGGCAGCUCCUCCGCCGGAAGGGGAAGAGUUGCUUCUGCUUGAUUAAAUAAAUAUUAAGCAGACAUUUUCAUGUAAUGAAAUGUUGUUUUAAGGGUAAUUAGGUAAAUAAUUAAGCUAAGUAUGAGCCUACUUUGUGGCGUUUUUCUUAUUCCAAGUUGAUGAUGAUCUCUGUAUGAAUAAAGAGCUGAGUUUAUA
Molecule: messenger RNA, 1595 nt
Organism: Erythranthe guttata (spotted monkey flower)
Lineage: Eukaryota; Viridiplantae; Streptophyta; Magnoliopsida; Lamiales; Phrymaceae
Product: 11S globulin seed storage protein Ana o 2.0101
Molecular function (GO): nutrient reservoir activity
Source: RefSeq, a predicted model, not a curated record